UACUCAACAGUUCGUGAGUGUAAGUCUGGAAUGAUAGUAUAAACACGCGAAAAAUGGCAAGGGAUGGAUUUGAGGUGGCGGUGAACGGAAUAAAUAAUAAUUACAAACAUUCAAACGGAAAAACUAAUGGCAUUAGAGCAUAUUCAAAUGGACAUAAAGUGAAUGGAACUUAUAAUAAAGUACAGUCUACCAAAAGUAUUCCUUCAUUUAAAGAACAUUUUGAACAAACACCUCUUGGUGUUGCAAUAUGGACAUAUUUAGGAUAUGCUAUCUUAGUUGUGAUUGGACAAAUUAGAGAUUUCCUACGCAGUAUUGGAAUCGAGAAGAUCAAAUCAUGCACGGAGCCAAAAUUACCAGGGUUUGUACCACUUUUUCAAAGCUGGGAAAGUUUCUACACAAGAAAUUUAUACAGAAGAGUCCGAGAUUGUUGGAAUCGCCCAAUAGGAAGUGUGGCUGGGGCAGAGAUGGACGUUCUGGAAAGGGUCAGCCAUGACCAUGGAUGGAAUUUUGAAUUGACUGGGAAAAAACAGAGAGUAUUGAACCUUGGUUCGUAUAAUUACCUGGGAUUUUCACAGAACGAGGGACCAUGUGCUGAAGCAGUGGAAGAGAUUGUUCAGAAGUAUGGUGUUGGGACGUGUGCUAGUCGCCAGGAAUUGGGUUAUCUUGACCUCCACAGAGAACUUGACACCCUGGUGGCAGAGUACUUGGGAGUCGAAGAUGUCAUUACUGUCCCCAUGGGAUUUGCAACAAAUUCUAUGAAUAUGCCUCUCCUAGUAGGCAAGGGUUGUCUAAUUUUGAGUGAUGAGUUAAAUCAUGCAUCACUGAUUUUGGGUUCCCGCUUGUCGGGAGCUUCCAUUAGAACAUUCAAACAUAAUGAUAUGGAAGAUUUAGAGAGUAAAUUACGUUACGCUGUGACAGAAGGGAUGCCAAGGACACACAGACCAUGGAAAAAGAUACUCAUUGUUGUAGAAGGUAUAUACAGUAUGGAGGGUUCAAUAGUCAGACUUCCAGAUAUAAUCCGGUUAAAAAAGAAAUACAAAGCAUAUGUCUAUCUGGAUGAGGCACACAGCAUUGGAGCCCUGGGGCCUCAUGGGAAGGGAGUGGUCAAUUACUUUGGUGUUAAUCCAAAAGACAUUGACAUCAUGAUGGGGACAUUUACAAAAAGUUUUGGUGCUGCUGGCGGUUACCUGGGAGGUACAAAGAAUUUGAUCAACCACCUGAGAGUGUCCUCUCACUCAGCAAUUUAUUCCAGUUCUAUGCCAGUGUGUGUGGUUCAGCAGGUCCUGUCAUCUAUGAAAAUAAUGCUUGGCAAAGACGGCACAGAUGAAGGGAAGAAAAGAAUAGACACCUUGGCAUGGAACACCACCUACUUCAGAACAAGAAUGAGAGAGAUGGGAUUUAUUGUGUAUGGAAAUGAUCACUCACCAGUUGUUCCAACUCUGUUAUUUAUGCCUGGGAAAAUUAGUUGCCUUAGUAGAGAGUGUUUGCAGAGGGGAUUGGGAAUCGUGGUGGUAGGGUUUCCAGCAACCCCCAUUAUUGAGUCCAGGGCAAGAUUCUGCCUGUCUGCAGCCCACACAAAGGAAAUGUUAGACAAGGCUUUAAAUAUUCUGGAUGAAGUAGGAGAUUUAUUAAAGUUGAAAUAUUCAAGAUUAAAACCACAGAAAGCUGUAACAGAAAGUGAAGAGAAAGAGCCCAAAAAUGGUACCAGAUCUCACAGUGAGUAGGUGUAAAGUGUAUGGAUGAUCAGUGGGAUUCCUUAAAGCAUGAUCGCAAAGUCCAUCCAUUCCUCAACAAAUGUUGUCUUACAUGAUAGUGUUAUGACAUCUGUUCCUUCCAAUGACAGCAUGCACCAGUGGCUUCACAAGCCACAUGACUAGAGAGAGAGAGAGAGAGAUGCUGGCAAUGCAUGGCAUACAUCUAUAUUUUCUUUAUAAACUGAAUUCAUUUUGUCAUUAUCCAACACGUUCAAGUCAAAGUUGGCUGAAUGUUUGUUUCAUGCUGGAGUUAUUAGUGCUGUUCAUGUGUAUAUUUUUAUUAAGAGUUUUCUAUUGAUACUGUAUAUUUAAAAUGGCAGGCUUUGCAUAGUUGAUGCUGUUUAUAUCACAAAUCAUAUAUAAUUUCUUACUGUGUACAAGGGUUUUGUAGAUUUAGAUUUAAAGAUUGUAAAGCAGGUUAUAAUUGAAUAUUGAAUGAAUUCUGUUGAGAUACAUGUAUGUGUUGCUGAAAAUUGUUGGAAAUUAAACUUAGCAUACUAGAUGAUUCUUACACACAAAUUAUAAAACAUAUUUUUGAAUACAUAAAUUGUUAUUUAUUUUAUUAAGAAAGGCUCACAAAUAUAUUCACAUUAAAUUAGUUGGACAAUGCUAAUACAAAAUCACACUAUAUAUUAAUGCUUUAUUUUUCUUGUACAUAAUUUUCUUUUUUUUUCUAUUAUUUUAAUGACAUUAUUUAUGAGUUUAUGACUUUUUUUUUCAUUUUAUGCCAUCUUAAGUGUAUUUCUUCUAUGACAUUGCUAUCAGUGCAUGAACAAAUAAUAUGUUGAAAAAAGCUUGACCCUGUGGUAUAAAGCAUGACCCCAUGGUGUAAAGCAUGACCCUGGUGUGUAAGGUCUGUUUUAUUCAAUGGGCGAUAUCCACUACAAGAAUGUAUUAAUUUAACUAUAACACUUGUUGGUUUGUACUUUCACAAUGUUACUAUAUUCAUGGUUGUGCUAUGGUUUAUUACUUUUAUAUGCAUGAACAACAUUUAGCAAUAGACUCAUAGAUGCAAGUCAUUCCAUUGUUCAUAUUUGAUGUUACUUUAUUUGAUUAACACAUAUCAUAGUUAUUAUAAUCAAAACCUAGGUAUGUUUCAUUGGAGAUCUACAAAGCCCACAUGAAUAAAAAUGAGUGGAUGUUGCUGCCAUUACAUUUUAAGUAUUUAAGUGGUUAUUUUUGGACACAUACAUGCUAUUUAUAUUUAUUUCAUACUAUGGUUAGAAACCUUUAUCACAUUUCACCCUUAUUUAUUUUCAUUGUUCAUAAGUCCACAGCUAUUAAGGUAGUUCUAACUAUCCCUCUAUAAGUUCAUAUUUUUUUUCUCUUUGUUUAUUUGACCACUGACAACAUUAAGGUUAUAGGAGUUUGUGGGUUUUUACAUAUUUUUAUACUAAUGCAUAAACUACCAAAGCAGAAUUGCAUUUGCUCACCAAGUACUAUACCUCUCCCAGUUUUCUGUUUUUUUUUUUUUUUUGUUUUUUGUUUUGAUUGUUAAAGACAAAUAAUUUUAUUUGUGCUGUUAAAUGCAUCUCACACUGUACAAAUUUGUAUUUUUGCUGCAGUUUUGUUUUUCAGUGUUUUUGCCUCAAGAUAAAUGAAACUAACCCAGUGACAUUAACAUACACAGUAAAUCAAUAGAAAAACGGACAAGUCAAAUGAAAAAAAUAAAUAAAUAAAAUGAUUUUUUUGGGGGGUAUAGAAAAACAUGAAAAUUAAUUACUGUAAGCAAAUUUUACGUUGUAGACAGUAUUUAUUGUGUAUAAUAUCAUAUAUGCAUAAUAAUUUUCAAAAGUGAAAAAACACCUUUUUUUGUGAAAGUUAGGAGAGACAAAUUACUGCAAAGUUAAUUAAACUUUUUUACGAUUCUAAGACUUAUAAGUGUUUAUAAAUACAUGUACUGAAAUUUUUGACCAUUGUUGGGUUCAGUAAUGCAAUUUAACAAGAGGGAAGUAAGGGGGGAUUUGACUUUUCUUUAACUUAGAAUGUCUUCAAAAUUGAUGAAAGGUUACCCAGUGAUUUAUUUCCAAUUGUACAUGUCUGUAGGAUAUGUCCUGCAACAUUCAGUCUUUAUUUAGUUUACUUACUAGCAUUUUUUUCUCAGUCUCCAAGAGUGCAGAUUUUAUUCACAGUUUACUUAUGGUUUACCAGCAUAUGUGCCAUUUUGAUAUAUAUGUAUUUAUCAACUGCUAUUUAGUCACUUUUUGCUAAUUUGUAACAGUGAUACUUUUGUACGUUUAUUUUUUACAAUUAUUAUUUUUGUUUGUGUGUGACAUUAUAGCUUUUCUUUUUGUAUUUUUAUCUCAAGGCUUAAUUUAAGUGAACUUUUAUGUACUGUUUGAAGAUUGUCUGAUGUCUGUGUCCAUCUGUAAAUGGGAUUCAGGUUGGCUCAAAAAACAGACCUUUCUUCCCUAUUAAGGAACAUUAAAAAUGAAGUAAUAUAUGAUGAGCAUUUGAAUAUCAUUGGGUUUUUUGGGCCAGAAGAGACAGCCUUAUGGGAUAUUUUUCUUAUCCAGUACAUAAUUAUCUUUAGUCUGAGACCACAAAUGGGGCCCAAAGUGUAAAAGGAAUUUGGGUGAGAGGUGUGUCCCAUGAGCCUUUUGCAACCAUUGUGACCACCAAAUCUAUAUUCAGCUCACCUGAGCCAAAGCAAUGGCCACUUGCUUGUCUAUGACUCUCCAUGGGGCAAUAAGAUUCUUAUUGUCAUUUGAGAAGAGACGGGUUUGAAAAAUAAUAUAUGUUGAACAGAUGUAAAUUUUAAGAUAAGAAACAGUGAUUGUGUGUAAAAUUAAUAUGUUGAAAUCCAAAAUAUCAUGUUUUUAUGUUAAGAAGAAUAAAUCUUUUUUUUACUA
Molecule: messenger RNA, 4606 nt
Organism: Saccostrea echinata
Lineage: Eukaryota; Metazoa; Mollusca; Bivalvia; Ostreida; Ostreidae
Product: serine palmitoyltransferase 2-like
Exons: 13
Coding region: 54-1724 (556 amino acids)
Biological process (GO): ceramide biosynthetic process; sphingosine biosynthetic process
Cellular component (GO): serine palmitoyltransferase complex
Molecular function (GO): serine C-palmitoyltransferase activity; pyridoxal phosphate binding
Source: RefSeq, a predicted model, not a curated record